UAUGUCAUUUUCUUGAAUAAAUUAGUGGACACCAUGACUGUAUAUAAGGCAGACAAAUCGGAAAAAAAAACUUAUAAGUAAAAGGACGACACCAUGAUUAUCAACAGUCUGAGCUACUUCAGAAGUCACUGGACAAUUUGGACGAUAUUAGGAGUGGCAUAUAAAGAGGCUCGAUGGCAAAAACUCUACUUAAUCAACACUUUGAUGGUAUUCCUGCUCGUCAGCAUUGGCUAUCCACUGCAUCUGGGUUUGUCGGUUUUCAAAAACGACACACUUGCGGAUGACCUCAAGAAUCUGACGACCUUUGUCACCUGUCUCGCCUGCUCCAUCAAAGUAACAAUUAUCACUUUCAAUUUCGACAAAGUAUACGAAAUGCAGGAAUUGUUGAAGCUAUUGGAUGCUCGAGUCAGUGGAAAGGACGAGACUUACAUCUAUAGUCAAUUAAGAGCACAGUUGAGAAACAUUCUAAUCAUCUUUAUUACGUUUUAUAUACCCAUUGCCAUUUUCGCUGAGAUGUCCUUCAUUUAUCAAGAAGAACGUGGUCUUAUGUAUCCUGCCUGGUUUCCAUUGGAUUGGAAAAACUCGACUCGGAAUUAUUACAUUGCGAACAUUUAUCAAAUUGUUGGCGUAAGCUAUCAACUGAUGCAGAACUAUUGCAGUGAUUGCUUUCCCGCUGUGAUGCUGUGCAUCAUCUCAUCUCACACCAAGAUGCUUUACAAACGUUUCGAAAAGAUUGGCGUAAAAGAAACUGACGAUGCUGCGAAUCAACGUGAACUUGAGGAUUGCAUCACGGAUCAUAAGCGAUUGAUAGAACUUUUUAGGAAAAUGGAAUCGUUCAUGUCUUUGCCCAUGCUCAUUCAGAUCGCUGUGACUGCCGUAAGCAUCUGCGUCAGCUUUGCCGGCUUUAUUUUCUUCGUGACUGAGCCAAUGAAUCGUGCCUAUUUCUUCUUUUAUGGAAUUGCGAUGCCUCUACAAAUAUUUCCCACCUGCUACUACGGCACGGACACUGAACUCUGGUUUGGAAAAAUUCACUAUGCCGCCUUUAGUUGCGAUUGGGUAAAUCAAAGUCGCAGCUUCAAGAAGAAGCUGAUGCUCUUUGUGGAGUGUUCGCUGAAACAAAACACAGCCAUGGCUGGUGGCAUGGUUCGCAUCCAUGUGGCCACCUUUUUCUCAGUUCUCAAAUUCGCCUAUUCUCUAUUUACAAUUUUGCUUCGAAUGGGAAAGUAAACUGCAAUAAAGUUGAAAUAAUUGA
Molecule: messenger RNA, 1252 nt
Organism: Drosophila sulfurigaster albostrigata
Lineage: Eukaryota; Metazoa; Arthropoda; Insecta; Diptera; Drosophilidae
Product: odorant receptor 59a-like
Exons: 2
Coding region: 94-1227 (377 amino acids)
Biological process (GO): detection of chemical stimulus involved in sensory perception of smell; sensory perception of smell
Cellular component (GO): plasma membrane
Molecular function (GO): olfactory receptor activity; odorant binding
Source: RefSeq, a predicted model, not a curated record